GCCGCCAGUCGUUGCCGCGCUGCCAGCGACGUUGCCACACCGGCGCCGCUCGCUCUCGACGACGCCGACGACGACGCGGUCGCGAAAUAUACGCGCGCGCGACCAAUCGAAACAUAUGAUUUGACGCAAAGUUACGCACCAGUUUUUUUGUUUUUCUCUAUGCCAGUUUAGAGCCAGUUUUUUAAUUUCGUUUUUUAUUAUUAUUUAUAUUUUAAAGUUUAUUAUUAGGAUUUAAGAUACAAUAUAAUUUUACGUAGAAUAAGAUUAGGCCAGUAAUCAACAGAAACCCCUGUAGCCUGUAAGCUAAGCAAAGUUAUAUAAAAUAAAGUGUAAAAAAUCAAAAAUAAAUUAAAAAAUAAAUAUCUUGUUCUGAGUAAGAUAUAGUAUAGUAAAGUGAUAUAUUUUUCUACUGGAACUGAAAUAUUGUGUGAGCAGUGCGAUUCCCAGUUCAUCUAAAAACAAGAAGCUAGAAAAAGGAAGAUCAAGGAGAGAUUUCAUGGUUUUCAUGGACGAAUGUCAGACGGACACGACCAGGUGGAUCGGGGCGCCUCAUCCGGGGGUUCCCCUGUCCCCCACAGCUCCAGAGGCAGAAGGUCCUCCAGUCCAAAUGGAACCGGUUGAUUUGAGCGUGAAAACUCAUCUGGUCAUUCCAAAGCAUCCACCACAACGGCUCAAAAAUCCAGCUCCAUCUGGAAAAGUACACACCAAACUACCUGAUAUUCCUAAAAGUAAUUUAUUGACAUCUCCAGACCUAAAUAUAGCACUUGUUUCCAAUCCUGCACGAUCACUCACCUCCACAGCGGCAUUAUUAGCAUUACAGAGGAUAAAAGACGCUUCAAUAUCACUAACAAUAACUCCAGCUUUGCCUUCAUCGCCUAGCAAAUCAAGUUCCAGUAAUAACAAUACCACUAUCAACAAUAACAAUAUCUACGAAGAUACGAAAACCAUUCCGGAAGUAACUAUACGAAGGAGAAAAAUUCACCGUUGUGAUGUGGCCGGCUGUCAUAAAGUCUACACUAAAAGUUCCCAUUUAAAAGCGCAUAAGCGUACACAUACAGGUGAAAAACCGUACCAAUGUUCCUGGGAGGGGUGCACAUGGAAAUUUGCACGGUCCGACGAACUAACGAGGCAUUAUAGGAAACACACAGGCCAGAAACCAUUUAGUUGUAAUUUAUGUCAGAGAUCGUUUAGUAGGUCCGAUCACUUGUCGCUUCACAUGAAGAGACAUUAUAACAUGCUUACAUUAACUAAAUCAGUAAUAUCCUUGACAAGGAGUUUAUAUCCAAAUGUUGUUAAUAAAGUAGCCCAAUUUCAUGCCAUAGGUAAUGGUGCACUAAAUUUUGUGAAGGAAGACUCCUUCUUAAGACCUACGACCAAUAUUUUUACCAGUAUUUGUGGAUUUAAAGUAAUGGGAAAAUUUUGCAAUAUGGCUGAUCUAUUUAUACACGAUAUAAAGGAACGCUUUUUGAACAAAUACAAAUUACAACAAGAUUUAAAUGAUAAUUCCAAUGUUUGUAUUGAAGAAAUUAAAAUUGAAGUAGUAGAUCAUGGUGUAGAUGAUAAUAUAGUAGAUGCUGAUUCUUUUACCGGAAUUCUAAACGAUGUUGAGGUGUAUUCCAUAACUCCAGAAGUAACAAUAACAGUAAAUAACAUCAAUACCAAAAAGCUUUAUAAAUGUGAUUUUAAAGGAUGUAAUAAAUCUUAUACCAAAAGUUCCCAUGUAAAAACUCACAAAAGAGUUCAUACAGGGGAAAAACCAUAUAUAUGUACUUGGGAAGGCUGUGAAUGGAAAUUCCGUCGUUCAGAUGAAUUAAAAAGACAUUACAGAAAACACACUGGUCAAAGGCCAUACACUUGUAUUGUAUGUGAGAGGACAUUUCAGAGAGCUGAUCAUUUAAGAAUCCAUUUAAGAAGAACUCAUUCAUAGCAUUUAUCCUAACAUUACAUAAUUAUAUCUUACUAAAACAGUUCCUUUAUUAUGUUACAAUCAAUUUGUUUUGCUACAAACCAAAGGUGUAUGUUAUAGUUAGAUAGUACAGUUUCUAAGCAGUUUUACUAACUCGACAAUUACUAUUUGAAAAAUAGUUAAUUUAAAUAUUAUGUUACUUGGAAAAAAUUAUAAAUAAAAUUAU
Molecule: messenger RNA, 2132 nt
Organism: Sitophilus oryzae (rice weevil)
Lineage: Eukaryota; Metazoa; Arthropoda; Insecta; Coleoptera; Curculionidae
Product: zinc finger protein 90 homolog
Exons: 11
Coding region: 497-1927 (476 amino acids)
Biological process (GO): regulation of transcription by RNA polymerase II
Molecular function (GO): RNA polymerase II cis-regulatory region sequence-specific DNA binding; DNA-binding transcription factor activity, RNA polymerase II-specific
Source: RefSeq, a predicted model, not a curated record